Molecule: messenger RNA, 4092 nt
Organism: Megalobrama amblycephala (Wuchang bream)
Lineage: Eukaryota; Metazoa; Chordata; Actinopteri; Cypriniformes; Xenocyprididae
Product: zinc finger protein 721-like
Exons: 3
Coding region: 338-3937 (1199 amino acids)
Biological process (GO): regulation of transcription by RNA polymerase II
Cellular component (GO): nucleus
Molecular function (GO): RNA polymerase II transcription regulatory region sequence-specific DNA binding; DNA-binding transcription factor activity, RNA polymerase II-specific
Source: RefSeq, a predicted model, not a curated record
CAUUGUAAACAUUUAAGGUGUUCAAAUUCAUGCAAACCGUUCAAACAGUUGUGUAAUUUUUUUGAAUGACUUAUUGAAUAUAACAUUGUGAUGCUUUCAUUUAUGAACGUUGUAUUGAACGAGUAAAAGCGCGUCCACGUGAGUAACGGAAAAAGUUGCGUCUCAUUUCGCUCCCUAUUUCGUGAAUCAUUUUAUCGUAAAAACAUAUUCGGUCACUGACAAGCAAGGAAGGAGAAACGGAGCUUUUUGAAACUGAACGUGUCAAUUGAACAAAAGGACAGACAGAGUGUCACACUCCUGGUGAAACAACUGAGAUCCACGUGACACUAUUAUAAAGAUGGAGUUAAUUAAAGAGGAGAGUGAAGAACUGAAGAUUGAGGAAGUAUUCAGUCUGAAACAAGAAGAUACUGAGGAACAAACAGACCUUAUGGCACUGAAAGAGGAGAGUGAAGUACUGAAUGAAAUAGAAAAGAAAGUUCAGUAUGAGAAACAUCAUAAAUUCAUAAAUGGAGAAAAAUCUUUAAGUUGCUUACAGACUGAAAAGACUUCCUCACCAAGAAGAGCUAAAAAAGAGACAGGAACUAGAAGCUAUUUAACCUGCCCUCAGUGUGGAAAAAGUUUCAAUCAACAUAGAAACCUUAAAGUCCACAUGAGAGUUCACACUGGAAAGAAGCCUUUCUCCUGCAAACAGUGUGGUAAAAGUUUCAAUCGAAAAGGAAACCUAAAUUACCACAUGAAAGUUCACACUGGAGAAAGCCCUUUCACUUGCCAACAAUGUGGAAUAAGUUUCACUCAAAAAGGAAGUCUUAACAGGCACAUGAGAAUUCACACUGGAGACAAGCCUUAUUCAUGCCCUCAGUGUGAAAAGAGUUUCUAUCAACAUGUAAACCUUAAAGUCCACAUGAGAAUUCACACUGGAGAGAAGCCCUACUCAUGCUCUAAGUGUGGGAAGAGAUUUCAUCAACAUGGAAACUUUAAAGCCCACAUGAGAAUUCACAGUGGAGAGAGCCCUUUUACCUGCCAACAGUGUGGAAAAGGUUUCAACCAAAAAAGAAACUUUGAUUGUCAUAUGAAAAUUCACACUGGAGAGAAGCCUUCCAUAUUACUGUGUGGAAAGAGUGUCCAUCAAGAUGGAAACCUUAAAGACCACAUGCAAAUUCAUACGGGAGAGAGCCCUUUUUCUUGUCAACAGUGUGGAAAAAGUUUCACUCAAGAAGGAAUUUUUAAAAGACACAUGAGAAUUCACUCUGGAGAGAAGCCAUACAUGUGCCCUCAAUGUGGAAAGAGAUUUGAUCAAAACGGAAACCUUAAAGUGCACAUGAAAAUUCAUACAGGAGAAAGACCUUUUACCUGUCAACAGUGUGGAAAAAGUUUCAAUCGAAAAGGAAACCUUAAUUACCACAUGAAAGUUCACACUGGAGAGAAGCCUUAUUCAUGUCCUCAGUGUGGAAAAAGUUUCAAACAACAUAGAAACCUGAAAGUCCACAUGGGAAUUCACACUGGAGAGAAGCCUCACACAUGCCCUCAGUGUGGAAAGAGUUUCAGUCAACAUAGAAACCUGAAAAUCCACAUGAAAGUUCAUUCAGGAGAAAGACCUUUUACCUGUCAACAGUGUGGAAAAAGUUUCAACCGAAAAGGAAACCUUAAUUACCACAUGAGAGUUCACACUGGAGAGACACCUUUCACUUGCCAACAAUGUGGAAUAAGUUUCACUCAAAAAGGAAGCCUUAACAGGCACAUGAGAAUUCACUCCGGAGAAAAGCCUUAUUCAUGCCCUCGGUGUGAAAAGAGUUUCUAUCAACAUGUAAACCUUAAAGUCCACAUGAGAAUUCACACUGGAGAGAAGCCCUACACAUGCCCUAAGUGUGGAAAGAGAUUUGAUCAACGUGGAAACUUUAUAGUCCACAUGAGAAUUCACACUGGAGAGAGCCCUUUUACCUGCCAACAGUGUGGAAAAAGUUUCAACCGAAAAGGAAACCUUGAUUAUCACAUGAGAAUUCACACUGGAGAGAAUCCUUCCAUAUCACAGUGUGAAAAUAGUAUCAAUCAAGAUGGAGACCUUAAAGCUCAAAUUAAAAUUAAUAAGGUAGCGAACCCUUUUUCUUGUCAACAAUGUGGAAUAGGGUUCACUCAAAAAGGUUUUCUUGAGAGGCACAUGAGAAUUCACACUGGAGAGAAGCCUUACACAUGCCCUCAAUGUGGAAAGAAAUUUGAUCAACAUGGAAACCUUAAAGUGCACAUGAAAAUUCAUACAGGAGAAAGACCUUUUAUGUGUCAACAGUGUGGAAAAAGCUUCAACCGGAAAGGAAACCUAAAUUACCACAUGAGAGUUCACACUGGAGAGAGCCCUUUCACUUGCCAACAAUGUGGAAUAAGUUUCACUCAAAAAGGAAGCCUCAACAGGCACAUGAGAAUUCACACUGGAGAGAAUCCUUCUAUAUCACAGUGUGAAAAUAGUAUAAAUCAAGAUGGAAACCCUAAAGCCCAAAUGAAAAUUAAUAUGGCAGCGAGCCCUUUUACUUGUCAACAAUGUGGAAUAGGGUUCACUCAAAACGUUUUCCUUAAGAGGCACAUGAGAAUUCACAUUGGAGAGAAGCCCUACACAUGCCCUCAAUGUGGAAAGAAAUUUGAUCAACAUGGAAACCUUAAAGUGCACAUGAAAAUUCAUACAGGAGAAAAACCUUUUACGUGUCAACAGUGUGGAAAAAGUUUCAACCGGAAAGGAAACCUAAAUUACCACAUGAAAGUUCACACUGGAGAGAAGCCUUAUUCAUGUCCUCAGUGUGGAAAGAGUUUCAUUCAACAUAGAAACCUAAAAGUCCACAUGGGAAUUCACACUGGAGAGAAGCCUCACAUAUGCCCUCAGUGUGGAAAGAGUUUCAAUCAACAUAGAAAACUUAAAAUCCACAUGAAAUUUCAUUCAGGAGAAAGACCUUUUACCUGUCAACAGUGUGGAAAAAGUUUUAACCGAAAAGGAAACCUAAAUUACCACAUGAGAGUUCACACUGGAGAAAGCCCUUUCACUUGCCAACAGUGUGGAAUAAGUUUCACUCAAUCAGGAAGCCUUAACAGGCACAUGAGAAUUCACUCCGGAGAGAAGCCUUAUUCAUGCCCUCUGUGUGAAAAGAGAUUCUAUCAACAUGUAAACCUUAAAGUCCACAUGAGAAUUCACACUGGAAAGAGCCCUUUUACCUGCCAACAGUGUGGAAAAAGUUUCAACCGAAAAGGAAGCCUUGAUUUUCACAUGAGAAUUCACACUGAAAAGAAGAGUUCCAUAUCACAGUGUGAAAAGAGUAUAGAUCAAGAUGGAAACCUUAAAGCCCACAUGAAAAUUAAUUCAGUAGAGAACCCUUUUACUUGUCAACAGUGUGGAAUAGGUUUCACUCAAAAAGUAAUCCUUAAGAGGCACAUGAGAGUUCACACUGGAGAGAAGCCCUACACAUGCCCUCAGUGUGGAAAGAGUUUCAGUCAACAUAGAAACCUUAAAAUCCACAUGCAAGUUCAUUCAGGAGAAAGACCUUUUACCUGUCAACAGUGUGGAAAAAGUUUCAAACGAAAAGGAAACCUUAAUUACCACAUGAGAGUUCACACUGGAGAGACACCUUUCACUUGCCAACAGUGUGGAAUAAGCUUCACUCAAAAAGGAAGCCUCAACAGGCACGUGAGAAUUCACACUGGAGAGAAGCCUUUUUCAUGUCCUCAGUGCGGAAAGAGUUUCGAUCAACAUGGAAACCUCAAAAUCCACAUGAGAGUUCACACUGGAGAGAAGCCCUACACAUGCCCGCAGUGUGGAAAGAAAUUUCAGCAACGUGGAAACUUUACAGUCCACAUGAGAAUACACAGUGGAGGGAGCCAUUUUACAUGCCAGCAGUGUGGAAAAAGUUUCAACCGAAAAGGAAACCUUAAAUACCACAUGAGAAUUCACACUGGAGAGUAGCCUUUCACCUGCCAAGAUUGUGGAAGUUUCAACUGAAAAGAAGUCCUUAUCAGACACAUGACAAUUUACACCAGAGAGAUGCUGUUUAUAUGUGGAUAGUUUCAAAUUACCAAAAUAUGCUGUUUAAAAUAAAGAAAUUAAAAAUUGAUACAUCA